CGUGAGCAACGCCGCCGUGUGAGCGAUCCGGGAGAUCGAUUCGGGCCAAUUUACGGUAGACUUCAAGGGGAAAAGCCGGAGAAACCAAGCCGCCAGAAAGAUGCCGCCCAAGCGGCCCCCACCGCUCGUGCCGAAGAAGCCAAAUCCCAGCAUGAACUACGAGGUGCUGAUCUACCUCAACUCGUUCUACUUCGGCAUGUUCGCCUGCUGUGAGAUGGCCAUGGGCCUCCUGAAGGCCAUCAAUCUCAGCUAUACAGGACAUACGCUGGCCCUGGACACUGGGGUGAUGAUUAGCUUCAUUGUCUUCGAGACGAUCCGCCUGAUAAUGGGACGAAUGAGUUCGCUGGCCGACCGAGGUUGGUCAGCCAUACUGUCGGUCUUUAUGACCGCCCCCUGCUUCGUGGGCGUCUCCUAUCUGCUGCUGAUGCAGACCUACCGACUGCGCCUGGAGUACUGCCUGUGUACGCUGCAGAUUGCACUUUACCUGACCGAGGUGUGGUAUGCCAUCGUCUUCGUUUUCUCGCUGUGUCGUCCAGUAACUUAUGAUUAGUCACAUAGACAGCAACUUCAGCCAACCAGCAACAAAUAUACAUGUGGCGAAUGUUUAGCAAUAUACAAGAUCGGAAACUAAUGAAUAGAAGUGAAGUGAAACAUAAUGAAGUUUAAAAUGCAGUAGGAAGCUGAAUUGCUCAUGGCCGAGGAGAAAACCAAACAGAAACAAAAAAAACAUAUGUAGCAUAUUAAUACUUAUGUAUAGUAAGGUUUAUGAUAACAUACACACACUCUUAUAUACAUAUAUUAAACGGUUUUAUAUACAAAAAUUGUUAACAUGUAAGCAUCAAUUGGAACCAAUAUAAGACAACAAGCAAAAACUUAAACUUGAAUAAUUUUCAAAUUUUUAAGAUGACAAUUUUUUUGUAAAAAAUAUCUAAAACAAAAAAACACCCAAAACAAAUUUAAUGUGUGCAAAUAAUUUAUAAUAGUUCACAGAUAACUCGAAUUCUUAAAAGAAUUGUAAAAAAUAGAAUAUCUCAGAAAAUCUAGUCAAAAACCGAAUCAUGUGAAUUGUGCUUAAGCGAAGCAGUUAGUAGUUUAUACCAAUAUUCAAAGGCAGGAGAACAAGUGUGCAGAACUAAACUAAAUCAAGCCCAGCAAAAGUCUAGACCAUGUGUGUACUUUAAUGAAAAUACUUUAUAUAAAACUAGCAUAUAGCGUAAAUAACAUGUUCAAGACGGUACUAAAACUAAGCCAAACCCAACCCAAGAAAGGGCAAACAAAUAAGCUAAAUCCUAAACAUCCUUAGCGUGUUAAAAACUAGGCAAAAAACCCUCCAUUAAAGUGACGCAAUCUCCUUGCGAAAUUCUUUUCAUUAAUUCUGCCUAUUGGCAACUAAAAACCCCCGGUUAAUCACACUCAAUUAUCCGCGCCUGAAAGGAAUCGAGGAUUCAAAACGCCGCUCCACUAAUGCUAGUCACCAAUAUUCACCAAAGAACGCGUACAAUUUGUAAAACCUUUUUGUGGUUUCAUAGCAAAUUAGCGCACAAACCGAUUGCAAAACUCUCAAAAGUCCACAAAUCUCAUGCUUUUAAAAAAAAAAUUUUAAUUAAACAAAACCGCUGAAAGCUGGAAAAACCAAAGUCACAGCCUAUGUUGAAUGAUUUACUUGUAAAAUAUUUAUGUCAUUUCGUUAAACGCAAAAUGUUAACAUACUUUUAAAGCGCGUGUAAAACGGAUUAGUUAAUAAACAAAAAAUAAAAACCAAAA
Molecule: messenger RNA, 1764 nt
Organism: Drosophila elegans
Lineage: Eukaryota; Metazoa; Arthropoda; Insecta; Diptera; Drosophilidae
Exons: 2
Coding region: 101-550 (149 amino acids)
Biological process (GO): non-motile cilium assembly
Cellular component (GO): ciliary transition zone
Source: RefSeq, a predicted model, not a curated record